AAACCAUUUUGGCUUCUCAAAACCCCACUCAUCAUCCAUAUCACAAAAAACUAUUUUGGCUUCUGCCUUUCCUUUUCCAGGGAGCUCAUUGACAAUGGCUGAAACAAAGUGGGUCAUGAAGGACAAAAGAUGGUCUCUCCAUGGAAUGACAGCUCUAGUCACAGGAGGCACCCGAGGCAUAGGGCAUGCCAUUGUUGAAGAGUUAGCUGAGUUUGGAGCAACUGUUCAUAUAUGUGCACGUAAUCAAGAUGAUAUUGAUAAAUGUUUAGAAGAGUGGAAAAACAAGGGACUUAAUGUGACUGGUUCAGUAUGUGAUUUACUAUGUUCUGACCAACGUAAAAGAUUAAUGGAAAUUGUUGGCUCCAUCUUUCAUGGAAAGCUCAAUAUUCUAGUGAACAAUGCUGCUACAAAUAUAACAAAGAAGAUAACAGAUUACACAGCAGAGGAUAUAUCAGCCAUAAUGGGCACCAAUUUUGAGUCCGUUUACCAUUUGUGUCAAGUUGCACACCCACUUCUAAAAGAUUCUGGGAAUGGGAGCAUAGUAUUUAUUUCUUCCGUAGCAGGUUUAAAAGCUCUUCCUGUGUUCUCUGUUUAUGCAGCCUCUAAAGGAGCCAUGAAUCAAUUCACCAAAAACUUGGCAUUGGAAUGGGCAAAGGAUAAUAUUCGUGCAAAUGCUGUUGCCCCUGGACCUGUUAAGACUAAACUUUUGGAGUGUAUCGUGAAUUCUUCGGAAGGGAAUGAGUCUAUAAAUGGAGUAGUGUCUCAAACAUUUGUUGGUCGCAUGGGAGAAACUAAAGAGAUAUCAGCAUUAGUUGCUUUUCUUUGCCUUCCGGCUGCAUCAUACAUCACUGGACAGGUUAUAUGUGUAGAUGGGGGUUUCACAACUUAGAUUGUUGUUAAUGAUUUUGUUGCUGAAUUAAAUCUUGUGUUUCGUGUUCCUCCAAACGACUCAUGCUUAUGUCGUUGGUUAGGUUUAUCUCCUGUUCUUAAACAUAACCAUGUGUUCUUGUUUAGUUUCGUGUGUCUUUCUCUCAGAAUUCAACAAGGCAGAACAAUUGUUAAUUGCCUGCUCCCCAUGACUCCAUGUUAUCUUAUUUGUUCUUAGAUGAAACAUAACUUCAAUUCCUCGUACAAUUUUUAGUAAACAUUUGUUGUCAACAUUCUAUCAA
Molecule: messenger RNA, 1169 nt
Organism: Glycine soja
Lineage: Eukaryota; Viridiplantae; Streptophyta; Magnoliopsida; Fabales; Fabaceae
Product: tropinone reductase homolog
Exons: 5
Coding region: 95-889 (264 amino acids)
Molecular function (GO): oxidoreductase activity
Source: RefSeq, a predicted model, not a curated record